Messenger RNA from Eurypyga helias (sunbittern), 1413 nucleotides. RefSeq names its product UBX domain protein 4 (gene UBXN4). Lineage: Eukaryota; Metazoa; Chordata; Aves; Eurypygiformes; Eurypygidae. The transcript is spliced from 12 exons. The record is from RefSeq and is a predicted model, not a curated record. Gene Ontology annotation, molecular function: protein binding. The coding region runs from base 1 to 1413 and encodes 470 amino acids.
AUGGCUGCACGGUGGGAAGAUGAGAAGGUGACUGAAGCUGCCUCAGAUGGUUUUGUUGCUAUUAAAAUCGACACCAAAAGUGAAGCAUGCCUGCAGUUUUCUCAAAUUUAUCCUGUCGUGUGCGUUCCAUCCAGUUUUUUUAUAGGAGACAAUGGAAUCCCUUUGGAAGUAAUUGCUGGCAGUGUUUCUGUUGAGGAGCUCGUUACCAGAAUCCACAAAGUUAAGCAGAUGCACACAGUGAAAGGGCAGCCUUUGGAAAAUGGAAGUCCGUCACCUGCUCCUUGUCCCUCCUCUCAAUCUGAUGGUGCUCCGGAAAAUACGCCGUCCGGAACAGUGGAGUUUGGUGACUCUCUGUCUGAGACGAUAAGACCUUCCGCUGAUGGAGCAAAUUCAGGUCAGGCAAGCCAGGAAGCAACUAAUUCUUCAGGUGAGCAAGUGAGUGAUGCUCAGCCUGUGAAUGAUCUUACACUCAGAGUAGAAAGAAUAACAAAAAAGCUUGAAGAAAGACGGGAAGAGAAAAGGAAAGAAGAAGAACAGAAAGAAAUUAAGAAAGAAAUUGAACGGAGGAAAACGGGUAAAGAAAUGUUGGAGUACAAAAGACGACAGGAAGAAGAACUGACCAAACGCCUGUUAGAGGAAAGGAACAGGGAAAAGGCAGAAGAGAGGGCGGCCAGAGAGCGGAUCAGACAACAGAUUGCGCUGGAUCGUGCCGAGAGAGCAGCUCGCUUUGCAAAAUCGAAGGAAGAAGCGGAAGCUGCAAAAGCUGCAGCUCUUCAGGCUAAACAGGCUGAAAUAGAGGCCAGAAAAGAAGCGUCUCAAAAGGAGCGAAGUGCAAUAGCCAGGAUCCAGUUCCGCCUCCCAGAUGGCUCCUCCUUUACUAACCAGUUCCCAUCUGAAGCACGACUGGAGGAAGCGAGGCAGUUUGCUGCACAGACGGUUGGUAACACUUACGGCAACUUUUCGCUGGCGACGAUGUUUCCCAGGAGGGAGUUUACCAAAGAAGAUUAUGGCAAGAAGUUACUGGACCUAGAGUUAGCACCCAGCGCUUCCGUAGUGUUGCUGCCAGCGGGAAGACCUGCUACUUCUGUCGUUCAGGCGUCCGGCGGUGACCUGUGGAAGUUCUUGGGCACCAUACUUUAUCCCCUCUUAGCGGUUUGGAGAUUUAUUAGCAACUUCCUGUUUACAAGUCCACCCCCCUCACAGUCUGCUGUGAGAUCCGCUCACCAGCAGGACCUCUCAAGUCCUUCAGCGUCCAGCAGCAUCGAGCAAAGCAGGCAAGCGGUCCGGAAACGAGUAGUGGAAAAGCGGGGGGAAGACUUCAAAAAAGAAGGCAAAAUAUAUAGACUGAGGACUCAAGAUGACGGAGAAGAUGAAAACAAUACUUGGAAUGGGAAUUCCACACAGCAAAUGUAG